Messenger RNA from Meloidogyne enterolobii, 474 nucleotides. NCBI's taxonomy places the organism in Eukaryota, Metazoa, Nematoda, Chromadorea, Rhabditida, Meloidogynidae. The record is from the annotation of a GenBank genome assembly.
AUGAUAUGUCAGUAUUUUCUUGCUUAUUUUCUUCUUUAUUUUCUUGCUUAUUUUCUUCUUCAUUAUCUAAUUCUUCCAUUGGUCUUUUGCCAUAUUUAUCAAUUAUUUUUGUUUCUUCAAGAGGUUCCUCUUCUUGGAUAUUUUUUGUUUGUUGCUCCUCUUCCUCUUCUUCUUUCUUUUCUCGAUUUUCUUCUUCUUUUUCUUCACCUUCUUCUUCACUUUCUUCCUUAUCUUCAUUUUUUUCUUCCUUAUCUUCUCGAUUUUCUUCCCGAUCUUGUUCACUCUUCUUGUUUUUACUUUUUAAAUUUUUUCCUCUUUUAGUUUUUCCUUCAUAAACUGAUAAUUCUUUUGAUUUCUCCAACAUCUUUGAUUUACCUUUUACUAAUUCCUUCUCAUCUUUUUCCUCCUUUUUAUCAACUUCUUCUUCUUUUUUCUUUACUUCUUCAAUUUUCAUUAUUUCCUCUUCUUCUAAUC